This is a messenger RNA of Cyanistes caeruleus (blue tit), 1269 nucleotides long. The record is from RefSeq and is a predicted model, not a curated record. NCBI's taxonomy places the organism in Eukaryota, Metazoa, Chordata, Aves, Passeriformes, Paridae.
UGUACUUUCUUAUAUUUUAGAUUAACUUCUGUAAUUUUCUUUCCAGCCACCAAAGUUCUUGGCACAGUCAAGUGGUUCAAUGUCAGAAAUGGAUAUGGCUUUAUCAACAGAAAUGAUACCAAAGAAGAUGUGUUUGUUCAUCAGACGGCGAUAAAGAAAAACAAUCCACGGAAAUACCUGCGCAGUGUUGGCGAUGGAGAGAUUGUAGAAUUUGAUGUGGUCGAGGGAGAGAAGGGUGCAGAAGCAGCUAAUGUCACUGGUCCAGAUGGAGUCCCUGUGGAAGGCAGCCGCUAUGCUGCAGACCGGCGCCGCUAUCGGCGAGGCUACUUUGGCCGACGCCGGGGUCCACCUCGGAGUCAGGGUGGUGAGGGAGAAAUCAAGGAUGGGGUCACAGAAGGAGGACAACUUCAGCAAGUGCACAGGAAUCCUACCUAUCGUCCCCGCUAUCGCAGAGGGCCCCCUCGCCCACGCCCUGCUCCAGCGACAGGAGAGGUUGAAAACAAGGAGAACCAUCAUGAGGCCAGUGCCAUGAGCCAGCAGCCAUUGCGCCGUGGCUACCGGCGCCCCUACAACUACCGGCGCCGGCCGCGCCCAGCCAGCGCUCCAGCACAGGAGGGCAAAGAGACAAAGGCAAAUGAAACACCUGCUGAAAAUCCUGCUCCAGUGACAGAGCAGAGUGGUGCUGAGUAAUGUCCGGCUCCCCAGGCACCUUUACCAUCGUUCAGGUGUCCUGAAGUACAGCUCAAAAGUAACACCAAAGAAACACACAAGCAAUAAAUUGUCAACAGUGAUGACGAAAGCAAAGAUUUGAAAUACCAAAAUGUAAAAGAAAAUUUACCAGCAGCUGAGAUCCAGGGAACGCCUACAAGAUAGAUGCAUGAAGAGAAAGAGAGCGAGAUUCAGAAAGAACAGCCUCUCUAGUUUCAACAGCAACUGUGGGGCUUCUUGUUUUGUGGUGUUUUUUUCCCUAGAAUUUCACUGUUUUGCUAGUAUUGGGGUUUUUUUUCAGUUUUUCUUUUGGUAUUAAACUGAAAAGGGGAAAAAAAAAAAAACCAACCAAAGAACUAAAAUUGAAACAAAAUGCUUUUUUUAUUGGAUGCUGGUGCUAAACCUCCCAAGUGUGAGUUGUUUUUUUUUUUCUGUGCCAGUCCUGUUCACUGCAGGAUGUGGGGAGGACAAACUUCCGCUUUCCUUGUUAAGAUCUAUUUGAAGCUGUGCACAUGGGUGAUGUUCCUCUUAAAUAAAAGUGAUUUCAACUACCAAAAGAAA